Ostreobium quekettii is the source of this 309-nucleotide messenger RNA. The record is from the annotation of a GenBank genome assembly. NCBI's taxonomy places the organism in Eukaryota, Viridiplantae, Chlorophyta, Ulvophyceae, Bryopsidales, Ostreobiaceae.
AUGCCUGCGUUGUGUGCGCCACGACCUUUAUUGUUGAUGCACCAUAUACAUGGAAGGUUUGAUGCCAGUUCUGUGCCUACCCCUGCCCCUGCAAGCCCCCGCAAGCUGGUGGCCUUCCCAAUGCUGGAUGUCGUGUGUGCGUGGAAUGCAGCACAGGAGUUGGCUGGAGAAUAUCAGGGGCAUUGGAGUGGACAAGGCUUUGCAUGCGGCAAUCAAUUGCGAUGGCAGGUUGCACGCAUUGUCCGACAGGGGUUGGUGGUCUUGUUGAAGGUUUCUUCACGUUCCAGCCUGCGGUUCCCUUUCAAUUGA